This is a messenger RNA of Penicillium oxalicum, 1101 nucleotides long. Its product is annotated as phosphoglycerate mutase family protein. The transcript has 3 exons. Gene Ontology annotation, cellular component: cytoplasm. The coding region runs from base 1 to 1101 and encodes 366 amino acids. Gene Ontology annotation, molecular function: phosphatase activity. The record is from RefSeq and is a predicted model, not a curated record. Lineage: Eukaryota; Fungi; Ascomycota; Eurotiomycetes; Eurotiales; Aspergillaceae.
AUGAAGGUUUCCAAUUUGAGCUUGGCUCUGUUGACUGCGGUCUCCUCGGCGCAAGCCAAAUCCACCAUCAUUGAGUACUCCACUGUGCCGGGAUACUUUCUGCAAGACGAGGCAGCUACGGAUCCAUCUACUUUUGACUUUACUGCCGUAAAUUUUGGGCUUAUCGACCGUACCUAUCCGGCUGAUCAUGAAAAGAAGAACCACUAUAACGACAAGACUCUUACGCAGUGGGAACGCUUUUAUCAUCAAGUCGAGAAGCUGAAUCGGGACUCGGACAAUGAUGUCGAGUACAAGGUCCUCUUCUUGGGUCGUCAUGGCGAGGGUUACCACAACGCAGCCGAGUCCUACUAUGGCACUCCUGCCUGGAAUUGCUACUGGGCGGAGCUUAAUGGAAACAGCACUGCGACCUGGCGCGAUGCGGUCCUAACUCCGAAUGGCAUCGAUCAGGCACUCACCGCCCACGACUUUUGGCAAAAGCUCAUUGAAGAGCAAAAGAUUCAUACUCCGGAUGAUUAUUAUGUCUCGCCUCUCACUCGCGCGCUCCAAACUGCCAACUAUACCUUUGCCGGGUUGGACUUCCCCCGUGACUCGGCACAAUUUAAGCCCGUCGUGAAGGAGCUUUUCCGCGAGGGUAUUAGCAUCCACACUUGUGACCACCGCCGCAGCAAGAGUUAUAUUCACAAGCUCUUCCCCAAAUGGCAUAUCGAGAAGCACUUCACCGACGAGGAUGAGCUGUGGAAUGGAGUCACCUCGGAGACCAGCGCGGCUCAAGAUGCUCGUAGUGCCCAGGCUCUGGGGGAAGUCUUCUUCUCCUCGAGCAGCAAGAAGCAUUUCUUCGUGAGUGUGACAAGCCACUCGGGUGAGAUCAGCUCCAUCUUGCGAGUUGUUGGCCAUCGCUCAUUCCGUUUGAGCACCGGCGCCGUCAUCCCUGUCCUUGUCAAGGCGGAGAAGAAAAAAGUCAAUGACCCUCCUACGACCACUACUUCAAUUGCGUGGGCCACUGAACCGCAUUGCACGGUGCCCCCCGUGACCAGCGUCUCGGUCUGUGUCUGCCCGUCCAGCGCUGCGCCCGUCACGACGCCUCUGGUGACGGGUGUUUAG